Varroa destructor (honeybee mite) is the source of this 2035-nucleotide messenger RNA. RefSeq lists its product as uncharacterized. The record is from RefSeq and is a predicted model, not a curated record. Lineage: Eukaryota; Metazoa; Arthropoda; Arachnida; Mesostigmata; Varroidae. Gene Ontology annotation, cellular component: nucleus. Gene Ontology annotation, molecular function: protein dimerization activity; DNA-binding transcription factor activity, RNA polymerase II-specific; E-box binding. Gene Ontology annotation, biological process: positive regulation of transcription by RNA polymerase II; sensory organ development; axon development.
AACAAGCACUAACGUAAGCAAAGGACAUUAUGAUAAUUAAAAACAAAAAUGUAUUGAUCUCCAGAAUGUUGACUCGUUUAUAUAUAAUCACUUCAUACUAUGCCAUGAUUACGUACUCCAAAAUUUUAGGGAUAAAUAAGGAACAAGUUAUUCGUUAGGCUAACUUAGGCCUGAUUUCUCUCUCUCAACCUUGACAGCGUUAAACUAUGGUAUAUAAUGCGCAUCCGUUCGUAUUUAUAAUGCACCGAAAAGAGAUCUUUAUGUGUACGAACAAAAAUCAUAUCCUAAUUAUUUUAAGAUUUUUACUCAUUUCAUGAUCGACGUGGCAAGCAUGGUUUGAGAAACCGUAUCUUGACAAUUUUUAUGUGCCUGAGCGUAUGGCAACGCGCAAGAACCUUGGUAGCCUAUAUAAAUCUCGAAAGUAUCACUCCGUUUAUGAAUUAGUUGGUCUAUGAUAAACGCGUCACAUCAUGCAAUAGGGGACAUAUUGUUCCUUCAAGUAAGGCCUUUUUCGUAGUGUACGCUUUGUACCUGUGUACGCCCAGAUGAGCUACGCAUCAGGUUCAGUGAUUGUCCCUUGUAUUAGACCUCUCUCUAGCGCUUCGUUCUUUUAGCUGUCUUGGAGCUCCCUCCAGAGUCUGGUCUAUCCCACAUCCCGAAACUCGGACCUCAUAUUGUAUGCCAGCCUCUAGCGCCUCUUCGUGGAGAGGGUGCCGUGCAUACCCCUCACCUUCUCUCAAUCUUCACGAAUUGUUCCUCGGAUGAGUAUAAAAGCCGCGACCUCGGAGUUACAUCAGUACCAGCAUCUACUGGAAGCUAGUUUAUCUUCCUUGGAUUAAAAACAACGAAAAAACAAAACAUUGAUAGAUUCACCGCUUGCUACUUCCCACGUAUUUUUUGUGCUGGAUUACGACCAUUAUCAACAAUUAUGCUCACAAUGGGUCAACCGGUCGCUUGCCCUGAUUUGUGUUCGUACGUACCUGUAGUGUCACUUAGUUCCUCGUACUCGGAUGAAGAGGCUCAUUCACCUGCUUCAUCAGAAGACCUCACCAACGGCGACUCAACUUACAGAAAACGGAAGCCGGUACGUUGCAUUGAUGUGGCUCCAACUGUUCAGCAAAAGGUGAAACGCACCCGACGGCUACGAGCAAACGAUCGGGAACGCAACAGGAUGCAUAUGCUCAACGAUGCGCUCGAUCGUCUCCGUACGGUGCUACCUGCCUCGACUGAUGAUAGCAAGUUGACAAAAAUCGAAACGCUGCGUUUCGCACACAACUACAUAUUUGCGCUUGCUGAGACGUUGCGCAUGCUCGACGGUAAAAGCAAGAUCUUCAACCAGUCAAUAGCUGCCUUGGCUUUACAAGGAUCACAAACAAAAACAUGCGAUCCUACACUUAAAGCUACCGUCCGGGAGCAGGUCAACCAGUUGCAAGCGGCUUGCAAAUUAUAUAUUCAAGAACCACUCAGCAUCGAUGACGCCAGCAUCGCUAUCCUGUCACCAAGCAAUUUAAACUUAAAUAGUAAUUCUAGGCCUGCAAGCAGCCCUUCGUACCCUACUAGCGCUUGUUCACUGACCAGUAGCAACCAAUAUCCUCUCAUGGAAUACAGCGAUUCCGGUACAUACAUGAGUGAUAUGAGCCCCGCGGGGUUUGAAAAUAUCUAUUAAGGGAAUGAAAAGCUUUUUCAAUGCGAUCUGAAUCUCUAUUUUGAAGUCACACAUUAUCAAAAAAAAUAGUUUUAUUCAAUUAUUUUUGAGCUGUUAAAGCUUCUGCAGCCAUGCAAGAACACUACAGUGCUGUGAUAUAGGUAGCUCUUUAUAGCGCAUACACCCGUGAAUCAAAGGAGGAAGAAAUGAUACGAACUGCCAUUGAGCUACAGCAUCGCGCAUCGAUUUGGUCUAUUUAACCGAUAAAUCUAUAAAAACGCUUGAGUUGUAGUUCAAAAAAUGAUGGAACAUCCCAUAUGAAAUAUUCUGGACAAAUCCUGCCAGCAAACGCAAAUUAUUUGUGCAUGCACGUUAUUUAUACGCAUAGAC